UCGCCGGAGCCUGUGCAGACGGAUCUCGAGGGCCACUAUGUCGGGCCUUCGUCCGGCGUCUCGUUCCUGCUGCGGAUUCAGAAGCGGCUGGACCAGUUCGUGUCCUUUCCGCAGGGGUCGUCCAUCUUCACCUUUGGCGAUGCGCCCCUGCCCUAUCUUGACUCUAUGCAGACAGAGGCACCGUACUUUGACCCGACGCUGUACAUGAUGCUGUCGCGGAGUGACACCACGCGGCUUGUGCAGAGGUACUUUGACUUUGCCGUUCCCGUGGACAGGUUCCUUCAUCAACAGACGAUAGAGGCGUGGCUGGAUGAGCUGUAUGAGACCAAGGGCAGGAUGCACAAUCGCGAGGAUGCAUCGACUCGGACGGCCGUCUUGUUCAUGGUAUUUGCUCUUGCCCAGGCGCACAUGAGCCCGCGGCCAACUUCUGAUGAUGCCGACGUCAGUGUCCGAUACUUUCUUGCGGCACAUCAGCUCUUGUCCAGAGAACAGGGAGCCAUUCGCCUUGCAAGCAUCCAAGCCCGACUGCUGCAGUGUCUCUGGCUGCUGUCCGAGUCGCGCAUCAACCACUGCUGGAACCUCUUUGGCACCGCUGCCCGUCUUGCCUAUGCCAUUGGCUUACAUCGAAAGCGUCAUGCAGAUCGCAUCGACCGUGUCGAGGUUGAAUGCCGGAGAAGGACCUUCUGGAGUGCCUAUGCCCUGGAUAACUACCUGAGCAUGGCGUUGGGAAGGCCGCGGACGUUUCAUGAUGACGAUAUUGACCAAGAGCUGCCAUCUUGUGUAGACGACCACCAGAUUCAUGGUGAUAACAUCAGCCCGGGCAGCACCCACGGCCAGUCAGUGAUGCUAGGACCCCUGACCAGGAUCAGAAUGUCUCGCAUCCUGAGCAUGAUUCUCCGCAACGUCUACUCCAUUCACUCCACCUCUCGCAACGACAAGCACGCAUAUGCCACCAUCCACACAAAGGAGCUCGUCGAGUGGCGCGCAGACGUCGCCCACUUCCUCGAUCCCGUGACCAACAUGCCCCUGAUACCCAUCUUCCAGCGCCAGAAGAACGUGCUGAAUCUGGCGUACUGGCAUACCAUGAUUCUCACUCACCGGCCGUUUCUGCUUCGCAACUUUGCGCAGCUGCAGAAUGGGAGUAGGCCGCGGCGUGAUGAUCGCGAGUUUGAGGCUCGAAUAGAGCAGAGUGUUCAUGAAUGCUUGAAAGCGGCCAUGAACAUUACCAAAACUGUUGAUGACAUGUAUCGGGGAGGGCAGCUUUUCCGAGCAUACUGGUUUACCUCAUAUUUCGCCUUUUCUGCUGCAGUCAUUCUCUAUGUCUACACCAUCCAGAAAAGCAACGAGCCCGCGGAAUCAUACUCGGGCUAUCUCGCAGCCGCCACCCGAUGUCAAGACCAGCUGUCGAACCUCGCCGAGGACGGAUCGCUCGUGGCGCGAUACUGUCUCGUGCUAGAAGAGCUUCGUCUCGAAGCGCUCAGACAG
This is a messenger RNA of Trichoderma reesei QM6a, 1485 nucleotides long. RefSeq lists its product as uncharacterized. Lineage: Eukaryota; Fungi; Ascomycota; Sordariomycetes; Hypocreales; Hypocreaceae. Gene Ontology annotation, molecular function: zinc ion binding; sequence-specific DNA binding. The record is from RefSeq and is a predicted model, not a curated record. The annotation marks the transcript as partial. Gene Ontology annotation, biological process: positive regulation of transcription by RNA polymerase II; DNA-templated transcription. The transcript has 4 exons. Gene Ontology annotation, cellular component: nucleus.